Messenger RNA from Hypoxylon trugodes, 1717 nucleotides. RefSeq lists its product as uncharacterized. The transcript is spliced from 4 exons. The record is from RefSeq and is a predicted model, not a curated record. Bases 1 to 1326 code for a protein of 441 amino acids. Lineage: Eukaryota; Fungi; Ascomycota; Sordariomycetes; Xylariales; Hypoxylaceae.
AUGUCCCAACCGACACUCACUCCUUACGAAGAGGCCCAUCUUAACGAGAGUAGGCAACCUGCGCUUUGGGGUUGUUUGAUCUCUUUCCUCGUUAUCAACGAUGUGGCCAUCGCGGGAAGACUGUGGGGAACAUGGAGAUCUGUAGCAAACCGCUCGAGGGUCAUAUGGGAGGAUUUCUUAAUCGUGCUGACCGGGAUCCUUGUGAAUGUCAUUAUAGCGAAUCUCAUGGUAGCAACACACUAUGGGCUUGGUCUUCAUAUCGAAGUCGUCAACCACCGGGACCCAGACUACCCAUCGAACGUAUCCAAGACUUUUAGGCAUGUCUGGAUUACUAUGGUUUUGAUGUGUAGCUUCUUCCUCGCCAUCAAAAUGACGCUACUUUUCUUCUACAAGCGGGUAUUUUUAGUAAACGACCCGAGACUACGGAUAUUCUGGUGGGCCAAUUUCGUCUAUAUUGUCCUCUGGUUCUUCGGCGGUACGGCCUUCUACCUAUUCCAGUGCAAACCAGUGCAGUGGUAUUUCCUCCAGUAUUACGCUCGGUACAAAAAACCGGUUCCCGGGGGCUUGGAUGGCCAAUGUGAUGCUACAAGCGUACUCCAUGUAUCGUUACCGACAAUUUUUAGUUUGAUCUCGGAUGUCGGACUCCUGCUGCUACCAAUUUGGGCAAUCUCCAAAUUAAGGCUCGACAAAUCUAAGAAACGUGGUCUAAUGGCCGUCUUCGGCAUUGGUUUGGUUGCUGCCCUACUUGAGCUAGCUCGUAUAUUGGCUCUUUUACUCGACACGGACGACAAGAACGAUCCUAGUUACGGCGUCGCUGUAUACUUAAUCCUCACCGCCGCAGAAGAGACUACAGCGGUAGUCUGCGCGUGUGUCCCCGUAAUCGCACCGCAGUUACUGAGGAUAUAUAGGGGCAAUUCGAGGGAUAAGAGUUAUGUCUAUCAGAGGAAUGCAGACCAAGGCUCCGGGAAACAGAGCUCUCGCGGCUUCAAGCGCGUCGUUAGCUUGAAUCACAUAUGGACUAUGCCGACAACUAUUGAUGCCUCAAGGGUGGAUACUACUCAGGAUGACGGUAUCCCCCUUACCAGCGUCGAUAUUACGGGAAAUCCAUCUUCGAAAAGCAGCAGGCAAGAUAUCACCUCCAGCUACAUCCGACAUCAACAACAAGAACAAAUGGGAGCUAGCAACAACCAGAUCGAGCGCGGACAUUCGCCAGCAUACCUACCUAAGAUAACUUAUGUCGACCCGGGAAAUAUAGUGAUUCCACCAACAUCGGACGAUAUCUACGUACGCACUGAUAUCCAAGUCAAUGUGAACAAGGCAGUUUGAGUAAAAGACAUAAUGUAACGAAUAAAACCGAAAGGUUAUGAUGUAUGAUCUGCUUGACUUCCCUAACUAUGUAUUUCUAAUGUUUGGCUUAUACUAUCAUUAACAUAAGACUUGGGUCUUGGCGCUAGGAUGGACAUAUGAUGGGUACAUGGUCUAUAGGACAUUUUGUGCGUAUAACUUGGCGUUAGGAUAAUCAGUGAUUUUAUUCGGCUUGUUACAUCCAGGGGAACGUUCUCUGCGUCGAAUAUGGUGGAGAUCGUUAAGUGGAUAUGACAACCAAGACCUAAGGGUCAUCCACCUAGUCUCCCGACAAUUCAUCGAACAGAGAGUUACUAAGUUCAUUUGGGAAGAGAACCGAUAAUUGCGACGUGAUGGAGUAUCGAGCACUCAA